CUGCUUUCAGAACGACCGGGGUAAAAAUGAGACACACAAAGGGUUCCAUAUCAAGUAAAGAACGAAAAAGAGGUCGGAGAAAAUCUUUAAGCGACGAUUCAGCAGGCAAUGAUGUUCUAGGGAGACCUGAUGUUAUAAGGGUCAAAAUUGAAGAAUUGCAAGGGGAAAUUGCCACUCUAACGUCACAUCUUAAUACAGAUGUACGAUUUAUCAAAAAUCUUGUCAUUAUGAUACCAUACAAAGCUGCUACGCGCGAUCGGAUAAUAAACGUAGCUUCUGGCAUUGGAAAAAGGAUUAAACAGACCUUUCUAAAAUUAACUCGACUAGUUUGUUAUCACGAAAUAAUGGAAAAAGAUUUGUGUCAGUCUAUUAUGGAAGAUCAAGAUUACUGGUCAAGAAGAAAGAGCACCAAUAAAAGCGGAUAUGAACGAAAAUACCGGGGAGGAACUAUUAAGCGAGACCGCAAUGCAAAAUCCGAAUAUCAUAGCGAAAUUGAACGGCAGAAUACGGUAUCAACAUACACGUUGGAUUCAGCAGCACAUAGCCCAGAUUCAUCUAUCACAUAUUCAGUUCUCGCCACACCCGUACAAACACCUUCAAUUUUAGAGGCCAAUUCAACGGGUUUCGAUUUUGAGACGAAUUAUGAUUUAUUCGGACUUGGUGCGUCAAACACGAACAAUGAUGUACGAAGAAAAGAUAGUUUACGGGAUGAUGUUUCCAGUUUUAUAGAAAUUGGAUUCGAAGAUGGUAAAGAUUUGGACAAUGAGAAAGCGAUUGAUUCGAGUAAUAAGACAAUAUUCGAUGAAAUGGAGGGGACAAUCAUUAACUCAAAUAAUAGCAAAGAAUUUGUAGAUGCGGAAGAGGGUGACAUCUAUUAUUGA
Molecule: messenger RNA, 881 nt
Organism: Ambispora leptoticha
Lineage: Eukaryota; Fungi; Glomeromycota; Glomeromycetes; Archaeosporales; Ambisporaceae
Source: the annotation of a GenBank genome assembly